Messenger RNA from Cucumis sativus (cucumber), 2160 nucleotides. Its product is annotated as protein SAR DEFICIENT 1. Gene Ontology annotation, biological process: regulation of salicylic acid biosynthetic process. The transcript is spliced from 10 exons. Gene Ontology annotation, cellular component: nucleus. Bases 416 to 1756 code for a protein of 446 amino acids. Gene Ontology annotation, molecular function: calmodulin binding; DNA-binding transcription factor activity; sequence-specific DNA binding. The record is from RefSeq and is a predicted model, not a curated record. NCBI's taxonomy places the organism in Eukaryota, Viridiplantae, Streptophyta, Magnoliopsida, Cucurbitales, Cucurbitaceae.
GAAUUGGCUUCCUCCUUGUGGAUAAGUCUUUUAGACUGAAACAAAAAAGCCGAUAGAGGUAGCGAUGGAGCCGCCGGCUCCGACGAAGAGAGGAGGCAGAGCCGAUAUUGGCGAAAGAGAGAUCUGCAUCUUCCUGGAAGCUCGGAAUCUGGAAAAACAUUGGUUUCAAAUUUCUCUACGAAAUUGCACAUCGUCAAUUUUUCAAAAGGUUCUACGUACGACGGGCUCAUUGACUCCCAAUUUUUGUGGUCAGUCCACACAGUGGGGAAAUUUCAAGUAAAACAAAGGACAUGGCAGUUUUUUUAGUUAUCCAAAGCUUAGAGAAUUUCUACCAACUUUCCAUGACAAAAUCUAGAAGAGGCCUUUUCAUGUCUACGGUGGUGAGUUUGGAACUUCGAAUCAAGUGCCAAAGCGAAUGAACAUGUUCCAGAAUGCUCUUGGGGAGGAUAGCCCGUUUGCUUUUCUCGAACCCCUGAUUCGGAAAGUGGUAAGAGAAGAGACAGAAGGUGCCAUUUCCAAAUUUUUCCCCUCGUCUUCAAGCAGCUCAGUUAGUGAAUCUGAAACAACAACAGCGGGAUAUAGUCUGCAGCUUCUGUUUGAAAGCAAAUUGCCUGACGGAAUAUUCACUAACAAUCCGCUGAAAGCUGAGGGCGGAAAACCAUUGAAAAUUCAGCUAUGCCAUGCCAAUUCCAAGACUAUUGUGAAAUCGGGUCCACUGUCAUCGGCCAAGGUUGAUAUUGUUGUCAUCCAUGGGUUAUUUUCCAGAGGUAGAGAGGACUGGACUGAGGAGAAGUUCAAUGCCAACAUUUUAAGUGAAAGAGAUGGCAAAAGACCUUUAUUAGCAGGACCCCAGAGUGUCGUCUUGAAAAACGGGGUUGGAUUAAUCAGUGAUCUUAGCAUCACUGAUAAUUCCAGCUGGAUACCGAACAAGAAGUUCAUAUUGGGAGCUAAAAUUUCACAAAAGAAUUCUGGAGAAGAAAGAGUUAAGCCAGCCAUAAGCUGUCCUUUUUCUGUCAAAGACAGCCGUGGAGAGGGGUAUACAAAGCGUUAUCCUCCUAGCUUGCAAGAUGAAGUAUGGCGUUUGGAGAAAAUACGAAAAGAUGGUAAAUUCCAUGAACAGCUUUCUUCGCAUGGAAUUCUCACGGUCCAUGACUUUCUCUUGUUGAAUGAAACAAAUCAACCCGAGUUGCGCCGUAUACUUGAACGAAUGUCAGAUAAGAUAUGGCGAAAAGUUUUGGGUCAUGCAAAAACUUGCACUAUGGAUGAUUGCACGGUUCCUAGAUGCUCACUUGGAUGGAAUGGGGGAUUGGUUGGAGAUCUGGAUAAGCCAAUAUAUCUGAACAGGUUUGAUGAGCAACCAACCCCUAAACUGUCGUUGACUUACCAGGAAGCUGGUCCUUCAUCUAUAUCUUCAACUUUAGGAUCGCAACCUCUGGGACCUGGUAUCGCACUUUCACAAGAAAACCUGCAAAUCUGUGCUCCAAAUACUUACAACAGCGAAGAAGAUGGAGCACGACCUCCAAUUUUCCAAAUCUGUUACAAUCACACAAAUCAAACUUUUUCUCAAACACUGCAGCCUGAUUACACUGAGGAAGAGUGUUCUUUUCUGCCACACUCUCCAAUUUACUUCACUCCAGCACCAAGCGAGCAUGGAUAUGAUUUGCUUCCUUCUUCGAGUUAUACAGCAGAGACUGGGGGGAGUAGAAUUUUCCCUUAUCCGGAUCUCGGGGCUAAUAUCUUAAAUGGAGCAGAUUAAGUUUCAAGUUGUUCUAUUGAAGUAUAUCAGUUGGAUCUUCAAACCAGAAUGGCAAAGCCAUUCCAGUUCAGAUACCGCUCACUGUGCUUGAUUCUGGAAGUGUCAAGCAACAUCCUUUGUGGUCUUAACGUCAAGUUACUACACACCCAAGGAGAAAAGUUUCUGCUAAAUUUGCAGGUCGUUAAUCUGUUAAAGAUUUUUUCUUUCUUUCUUUUUGGUAGAUACCUCUCAUGUGUUUUCCUGCAAUAUUUUUGCUUUCCCUUGGGGCCAAUGUGUAGCAACUACCAAAUAGUCUUUGUAAAGAGUCUGUUUUUCCUCGUUUUAUCUUUGUUUCAGAUCUGCAAGUUGUAAUUGUUGUUAACUUACAAUCAAUUAGAAAGGGAAAGAUUUUUCUUCGCAAUAAA